Anopheles bellator is the source of this 2443-nucleotide messenger RNA. RefSeq names its product cytochrome P450 4c3-like. The transcript has 4 exons. Gene Ontology annotation, molecular function: oxidoreductase activity, acting on paired donors, with incorporation or reduction of molecular oxygen; iron ion binding; monooxygenase activity. NCBI's taxonomy places the organism in Eukaryota, Metazoa, Arthropoda, Insecta, Diptera, Culicidae. The coding region runs from base 1 to 1380 and encodes 459 amino acids. The record is from RefSeq and is a predicted model, not a curated record.
AUGUUCAAUACCCUCACUGGAGCAAGAAAACUAUACGGACGUCGGCAGGGCUUCAACCGUGUCUGGGCCGGGCUGAAACCAUACGUGUUGAUUUCUAAAGCAACAGCUGUAGAGAAAAUUCUCUCUAGUGGAAAGAACAUCGAAAAGGGUCGUGACUACGAUCUGCUGAAACCAUGGAUCGGCAGCGGACUGCUAACAAGUCACGCUGCUAAAUGGUACCAGCGCAGAAAACUCCUUACACCAUCAUUUCACUUCAAAAUACUGAACAACUUCGUAGAGGUGUUUAACAAGCAGAGCUUUGUGCUAGUUCGUCAACUAGAAAAGCAACUCGGUAACAUAGCUGGCUUUGACUGUACCAUUUAUGCCACGUUAACCUCCCUCGAUAUCAUUUGCGAAACAGCAAUGGGAUUCCCGAUUCACGCACUCGAAAAAUCAGACUCAGAGUACGUAAAAGCCCACGAAAAAAUUGCUGAAAUUAUUCUUGAACGACUGCAAAAGUUUUGGCUUAGGUGGGACUUCAUCUUUCGCUUUACUAAGAGCUACGCUCAGCAUGAACGCUGCCUGAAAGUAUUACACGACUUUGCAUACAACAUGAUACGUGAGCGCCGUAGUAUGCACCGCCAACAGAAAAAAUCAACUCCACAAGUCUUCAAAGAGGAAAAACCAUUGUUAACAUCGAGCGGCAACUAUGGUCGCAGGCAACUGGCUUUUCUUGAUCUGCUUAUAGAACUUUCGGAGGACGGACAGCAGCUCACCGAUGCGGAUAUACGUGAGGAAGUCGAUACCUUUAUUCUUGGCGGUCAUGACACAACCGCUACAGCACUUGCUUGGAUGCUGUACCUGCUUGGCACGGAGCCUGCCGUUCAAGAGCGAGUAUAUCAGGAGAUCGAGUCUAUCAUGGGUAAAGACCGUUCGCGCUAUCCGACGAUAACCGAGCUGGCCGAGAUGCGAUACCUGGAGUGUUGCAUCAAGGAAAGCCUUCGACUUUUUCCCAGCAUUCCGAUGCUCUCGCGUACGCUUGUCAGUGACGUCGACAUUGAAAAUUAUCAUAUACCUGCUGGCACAAAUGCCGUUAUCAUACUUUAUCAAUUGCACCGAGAUGCACAUUACUUUCCUAAUCCGGAAAAGUUUCUGCCGGAGCGGUUUCUGCCCGAGAACUCCGGCGAUCGUCAUCCGUACGCCUUUAUUCCUUUCAGUGCCGGGCCGCGCAACUGUAUCGGCCAAAAGUUUGGUGCUCUCGAAGAGAAGGCUGUAUUGUCUGCCGUAAUACGUCAUUACCACAUCGAAGCAGUGCAGCGUCGAGAAGAUUUGGUUUUGUAUGGUGAUUUAGUGAUGCGCACCAAGGAUGGUCUCAAAAUACGCCUCAGCCAACGAAAUUAGGACAAGCGUGAAGUACUCGAUCAGAAGUGUUUAUGAUGAAUUUGAGCCGCCCGUCUAAUUUAAUAACUCGCGAUGGCUUUAGCGUGUGUGUUUCUCACUGCUCGCUGUAACGGCUCAUUCAAAAGUUCUAUUUUGCUUCUCGAUUCCUUCCUGAUGGCUCGCUCGCUCUUGCCGUUUGGUGGCAGCUCAUGUGCUCGAGCUGCCAAGCCCUCUGUUUAUGCUGCCCCUCACCAACUCCUGUUGGCCUAUUCUAUUUCCUUCUUUCGUCGUUGCGUUCGUUCUUCGAUACAUCCAAUGUUGCCGGAUUGGUGGAGGCGUCUGAGGUGGGGUAUACCGAUCCACAUUGCUUACUUGCAGCAAUCAGCUCUAUUUUGCAGUGCUUGUUUGGAAGCUCAAUCGUGUGUGUGCCUAACUCAAAGCACAAGCUGAAGAUAGCGCGUGUUCACAAAUCUGACGGCGCGCCUCGAUGGGAUACGCCGUUAGCCCGGAGCGCCGUCCCACGAAGGUGAUAGUGCUGGGCAGAUUGAACAAUUGCAGAUGCGGGUUUGCGGUACAUUAUCAAUUUACGGACAUCGCUUAUAUAAUCAAAAUAAUAAAUAAUUGUUUGAAGACGAAGAAUUGGUAGCAUUGUUCCAACAAGAUCCAUGUCAGACGCAAGAAUAACUUGCAGAAAUGUUAGGAGUUGACCGCACUACAGUUUCCAAACGCCUAAUUGCCAUGUGAAUGAUUAGAAAAAUCUCAUGAUUUGAAAGAAAUGGACAUUGGAUGAAGGAAAACUGUUUACGAGUUUCUGUUUGAACGGCACAGCAAGCGUGAACUUGGUGAACUAACAUAACUUGUAACUUGCAUAGUGCAGGAUGUCAUUGCAUACUUCCUCUACCGCAGGGUGUGCAUCUACUAUUCGUGCGUCUACUGUAGUCUGUGUGGUGUAAUUGUAUGGAUAUGUUAUAUCGGCAAAGCAGGCCAAGACCACUCGGCGGUAGUAGUCGGAUAAGUAAGUAAGUACUACGCUGUUCGAUAAGUUUGGAACCUGGAUAAGAAAAACACAAUUUUAUGGUUUGAA